Molecule: messenger RNA, 2094 nt
Organism: Leptomonas pyrrhocoris
Lineage: Eukaryota; Euglenozoa; Kinetoplastea; Trypanosomatida; Trypanosomatidae
Product: gamma-glutamyl phosphate reductase-like protein
Exons: 1
Coding region: 1-2094 (697 amino acids)
Molecular function (GO): glutamate-5-semialdehyde dehydrogenase (NADP+) activity
Source: RefSeq, a predicted model, not a curated record
AUGCGACGCACCGUCUGCCGCUGCGCGGUGCAGAACAUAUUGCACGACGUGCAGGCCGCCGCGGAGUCGCGCACGCUCGUGGCGACGUCCUCCUUCGCUCAGCGCCGCGCCUUCUUGAUGGCGCUGCACGACGAACUUCGCCGCAACAGCGACGUCAUCACCCGUGCCAAUCGCCGCGACUGUGAGGUCUUCGGUCAGCAGCAGCAGCAGCGCGGGACGCCGUCGGUCACCAUCCCGCCGACCAUACCGAGUGCUGCCGCCGCCACCGCCGUCGUCGUCCCCUCCCCGGCGGCUGGGCGUUCGAUGCCCUCGUCCUUUGGACGUUCAGAGGCCGCCUUUGGAGGGCCGAUGUCGACUGCGCACAGUCCUGGGAAGAGCACGUGGUCUGGCGCGGCAGCGGCCCCGUCACGCCCCCGUUCGUCUCUUGAGUACGUGGCGAGCACCACCGUGCGCAGCUCCCUUCGUUCUGCCGACACCUCCGCCGGUGUGGGUGAUACGGAAAGAUCGGGAGAGACGGGCUGCACCAUCCGCGGUGGCGGAAGUCCGAUGCAGGGUACAAAUGCCGCCCCCACCACUACCGCAGCAGAGACCAGUCGCUGUGCAAGCGACGACCACCCCUCUAGCGCAAUAGCAGCAGCAGCAGCAGCUGAGAGUACUCCCACUCAUCACGGCAACCACACGCAGCUGAACGAGGGUCAUGCAGCUCUCUUCUACAACUCCCCUCAUGCUCACGACAUGACGAGCCACUCCGCCUCUCACACAGAGGUAGGCGGCGGCGGGGGACACCUGCUCUUCACCCCGGACCACCACCUACUCAUCUCCCCACUGCGCCUUGACAAGCUGCACACCACCAUCGAUUAUCUGCUCUGCCAGCCCGACCCGAUUGCCGUGCCGCCGUCGUGCUGGUUGCACCCCUACGCCGAGCGCGGCAGCGGGGAGGCGAUGGAGAGCCAACGCGGCCACUCCGCGCAGGACUCGGCCGAUGUGGCAGAAGACGGUGACGACGGCCGUCGCAGCGGCCACCACCACCACCAGAGCGGCACGUCUCCGCAAUACGUGAAGGACGGGCUGGCGCCGCAGGCCCCGUACACCCGCUACGGCCGCUGCACUCGCCUGACGGAUCAGCUGGAGGUGUUCGAGCUGCCGGUGCCGCUGGGGAUGGUCGGCAUCCUUUCCCGCUUUCGCCCGCGUAUUUCUCUCGACGCAGUAGCGAUGGGGCUCUUCGCUGGCAACACCGUUCUCGUGGACGGCGGGGUGUCGCUCUACUACACGAACAUUGCGUUGAUGACGGUGGUGCGUCGCGCGCUGACCGCGGCCGGUCUCCCGGCCAAUGCGGUGGUGUCUGUCGAAGGCUACGACGCCGAGCACCGCAGUACGAGCGAGUGGCUGCAGCUUUCGGAGUACGUGGACCUGGCGGUGGUGUGCGGCCCACCGAAGCUUUACCAGUUUGCCUCGCGCCACUCCACCAUUCCACUGAUGCGCGCAACCGGCCAGUUCAGCAGCGUCUACGUCGAUCAAAGUGCCUCGUUUGAAGUGGCGCUGGAGGUGAUUUUGAACUCCAAAUUUCAAAAGCUGGGCGCGGCGAACGCCGUUACAACGGUCAUCGUGCACCGCGACUUCCCGCGCUACACGGAGCUGCUGAUGGCGCUCGCGGUGGGAGGGGCGGCGCUGCUGGGCGAUGCCGCGGCGCAGGAGCGCGUGCCGGACGCGGUGCGACAGCUGGCGAGUGAGGAGGAGUAUCAAGGACUCUCGCAGUACGGCGUGCGCGAUGGCACCCGCAUGCUGUGCGUCAAGACGGUCGAUUCGCUCGCUCAGGCCCUCUUCUUCACCGAGGCGUACGGGUCGAAGCAGAGUGACUGCGUCGUGGCCACCGACGCCGAGGUGUGUGCAACGUACUGCAGGCAAGUGGACACGGCGGUGACCCUCGUGAACGCGUCCACCCGUCUUGCCAGCGGCGUCCCGCUGGGCUGCGGGGUGGACUUCGCCAUCUCCACUUCCAAGGUGCACUGCCGCGGUCCGCUGACCCUCAACAUGAUGACGACGCGUAAGUUGGUCGCGCGGAGCCGUUCGAUGCACCGCGGCGCCCUGCGUUGA